Triticum urartu is the source of this 532-nucleotide messenger RNA. The record is from RefSeq and is a predicted model, not a curated record. Lineage: Eukaryota; Viridiplantae; Streptophyta; Magnoliopsida; Poales; Poaceae.
GCACCGGCUAAUAUAUAUCCCCAUUCCCCAGUGCUAGCCCACCACCAUCCGCACGACAUUUUCGCCACCCAACCCGGCAAAUCGCCAAUCGCCGUCGUCUUCUUCUUUGUCUCCUCCAGCGAGCCACAGCCCACAGGAAUCCUCUCCGACCAAGAAGAGAAGAGAAGAGAGAAGGGAUGGGAGGGUUCCAGCGGCAGGUGAAGGAGCGGACCAUGGAGGUGAAGGUGGCGGUGCUCAAGGGCGUCAGGGUCGUCGGCGACUUCGGCAAGAAGACGUGGAACAAGGUCAAGGCCAUCAAGCGCUGAUCGAUCCAUCCAUCGCAUCUCACCCGAUGUGUGCUUCGUUCCUUCGCUCCAGUCCACUAGUUGCUUCAUGUAGUACUGCCUGAUAGGAUAGCCGUCUGGCCUUGUGCUCUCUUUUUUUUCGGUUGUGGUUUGGUUGUGAUUUGGUUUGUUGGAUCUGUUUUGAGGCAGCUUUUGAUGCAUGUGAAAAAUUGUCUGUCAGUGUGAUCUAUAUUUAGCCCUGUUUUAUA